Messenger RNA from Bubalus bubalis (water buffalo), 3215 nucleotides. It is a transcript of the gene TAF1C, whose product is annotated as TATA-box binding protein associated factor, RNA polymerase I subunit C. Gene Ontology annotation, biological process: transcription by RNA polymerase I. The transcript is spliced from 15 exons. The record is from RefSeq and is a predicted model, not a curated record. NCBI's taxonomy places the organism in Eukaryota, Metazoa, Chordata, Mammalia, Artiodactyla, Bovidae. Bases 21 to 2702 code for a protein of 893 amino acids. Gene Ontology annotation, molecular function: protein binding; RNA polymerase I core promoter sequence-specific DNA binding. Gene Ontology annotation, cellular component: fibrillar center.
GCAGGGCUGCGGGUGUAAGGAUGGACUUCCCCAGCUCCCUCCCACCCUCAUUGUUCAUGACCGGCCCCCUUGGUCAGAGCGAUGUCCCUGACCUGUCGUUCAUGUGCAGCUGGAGAGACACACUGACCCUGCCGGCGUCCUCACCCCAAGGCUCUCAGGACAGCACGCCGCACGUGGCCAAGGCUCUGCUCUGGGAGCCGGACACGCCUGGGCCCCUGCCCUUGCUGCCUCCUGGUCCCGAUCCCUGGGACCCUGGCCUGACUGCCAAAGAUCUGCUUUUCCGGGGAGGCUACCAGUUCCGGAGACAUCCCCGAGCCGUGCUGGAUGUUACUGAGCAGAUCAGCCGGUUCUUGUGGAACCACGGAGACAUAGCCUUUGCACCCCUGGGAAGGCUACUGCUGGAGAAUUUCAAACUGGAAGGAGCACAUAGCCGCUCUAAGACGAAGACAGUGGUCAGUGUGAAGAGGCUACUCCAGGACCUCGGUGGACACCAGCCCUGGGGCUGUCCCUGGGCUUACCUCAGCCAGCGCCAGCGCCGGUUUUCCAUCCUUGGGGCCCCGAUCCUGAGCACGUCGGUGGCGAGCCUCCUGGGAGAGCUGCUGCACGAGGAGCUGGCCCUGCGCUGGGAGCGGCUGCUCCUGGAUGAUGCCUGCACCGGGGGCGCGCUGGCCUGGGUGCCUGGCAGGACCCCUGGGGCCGGGCAGCUGGUCUACCCCGUGGGCGGUGCCAUGGACACACUGUGUUUCCAGAAGGUCAGUCUGACCCCAGAGAGCGAGCCCCAGGUUCUCAGCGACCCUGGCCGUAUCCAGCUCCGGGGACCCGUCCGGCAGGUAGUGACCCGCAGCGUGCAGGGAGAAGCUCUGCUGGCUGUCCGCUCUGACCACCACUGUGGCCUGUGGAAGGUCAGUAUGCAGGGGCAGCCGGCCCCUCUCCAGGUGCUGCAGGUGGACAAGGGGGCCACAGGGAUCAGCCUCAGCCCUCACCUGCCUGGAGAGCUGGUCAUCUGCAGCCGCUCUGGAGCCGUCUGUCUGUGGAGCGCCGAAGACGGGCUGCGGCAAAUCUACAAGGACCCUGAGACCCUGGUGUUCCGGGACCCUUCUUCCUGGCGCUGGGCAGACUUCACCGCCCACCCUCGAGUGCUGACGGUGGGUGACCGCACUGGAGUGAAGAUGGUGGACACUCAGGGCCCGCCGGGCUGCGGUCUGCUGCUUUUUCGUGGAGGGGCAGAGGCGUCGUGCCAGAAAGGAGAGCGGGUCCUGCUCACCCAGCACCUGGGGGAUCUCGGCCCAGAGUCUCUGCACCCCAUGCUCCACCUCGUCUGUACCCAGUUCUCCCUCUACCUGGUGGAUGAGCGCCUCCCCUUGGUGCCCCUGCUCAAGUGGAACCAUGGCCUCCGCUCUGCGCCCCUGCUGGCCCGGCUACUGCCGCCACCGCGCCCAGGCCUCCCCCAGCCACUGCUCCUGGCCAGCCAGGGUGGGGAGCUGCAGCUGCUGCACCUCGCAGGAGUGGGGGCCUGCACACCCCGCCUGGCGGGGCUCCCCCAGUCUCUCCCCACCAGGAGCGACUCCCUCUCGGCCUUCCCCCUGCUGGAGCCCAAGAGUCACCGGCGGCUGCAGGAGCGUCUGAAAGCGCCCACUGUAGGUCUGGCUGCUGCCAUCCCGCCCCCCGCCUCCACACCAGUGCUGUCGCUCUUCCAGCUUUCCGCGGCCGGAGAUGUUUUCCACCAGCGCCUCCACCUCCAGGCAGACCCCGGGCCCAAUGCUCGUGCCCCCGCAGCUUCCUGGACACCCCAGGCCACUGCCUGCUGCAGCCGGUGGCUAGAGGCCCUGCUGGAGGUGCCCCUGGCUCCCCCGGUGUGGGCGGCACCCACCUUCUCCCACCGCCGGCUGCUGGGUGGCUUCGAGCCUCAGAAGGUGGAGGGGCUGGCGCCCGAGGGUUUCCGCAGGGCCAUGGCCCAGGGGCGGCUCCUACAGCGGAGGGACCUGGGCCUGCUCCCUCCGGAGGAGCGGCCCCCCGCCCCCGAACCUGGCCCCGAGGAUGAGCUCAGCGAGCGUCUGGAGGCAGCCUGGGAGUUCGGGGCUGCGGCCUGGUGGGAGAGGCGGCGGGGCGGCUGCGCAGGACCCGGGAAGCAGCCCAAGCGGCACAAGCGCCGGACUCAGCUGUCCAGCACCUUCUCCUCCCUCAGCGGCCGUGUGGACCUCUCGGAUCCCGCCAGCCCCCCGCCCAGCCCAGACCAUACACUGCCCGAGGCCAGGCCCCAGCCCCCAAGGACCCCGCCCUCCCAGGAGCUCACCCAGGAGCCCUGGGCCCAGGGCGUCCCCUCAGAGCGGCAGCAGACCCUCUGGGACUACAUGGCUGAGCUGCCGCUCCGCACGGACACCCCAGGAGGGGCCUCUGCACUCUCCUCCCAGACCCCCAGCGUCCGGACCACACCCUCCAGGCAGCACGCCCCCCAGGACGGCACGGUCCAGCAGCUGCCGCGAAGGGACACCCCAGAGGGCACCACUGUGCUCUCCUCCCAGACCCCAAGUGUCCGGGCCACGCCCUCCAGGCAGCACACCCCCCAGGAUGGCAUAGUUCAGCAGCUGCCCCGAGGGGACACCCCGGAGGGCGCCACCCCGCCCUCCUCCCAGACCCCCAGCUUCCUGGCCACACGCUCCAGCUCUCAGCGGCUCCGGAAGAAGCCCCGCAUGGGCUUCUGAGGCCUGGGGAGGUUGCCAGCUCCAAGAGCCUACCAUCCUUGAUAAGCUGCGUCUUUCGUGGUUGAAACGGGAAUCAGAACAGUCCCCAGGGGGCAGACCUGCUUCUGGAAUGCCUUCGUGAGCGGGAGACGCUCGGAAGCAGUCUGGAGCAACGUCAGGGGAAGGAGAACAGCAAAAUAGUCAUUUCUCCCGUAGGUCACGGUCUCGGGGCACAUGGUGGAGCCCUGGCAGCCCUGUCCUGAAGGUCAAUGUUGCUGGGAUCCCUUCCAGCUAACAGUGUCGUGCUGAAGGCAGGGGCUGCAGGCGCGCUCGGGCCCCCAGUGACCUCGGGGCCAGAGCCCCAGCUGCUUGGCGCUGUGGGUGACGGUGAAAUGAGCUCCCCAGCUAGCCUGCGCUCACUGGGUGUCGCGGUGGUUUGUGGUCAAUGUCUGUGUGAUGCGGUUCCUAGCACAGUAAUGUGGAGAGGGAGGCACUUUGGACCCAUGUUAGGGGUUGAAUAAACCCAUGACUGAG